UAAUAUAAAAACCAGAGGACGCUGUAUAUCAAGCAUUGUGGUUCGUGUUUUGUUCGUAAUUACUAAAAGAGAAUGGAUAUUCGACCAAAUCAUACUAUUUACAUCAACAAUCUCAAUGAGAAAAUAAAGAAAGAUGAAUUGAAAAAAUCAUUAUAUGCCAUAUUUUCACAAUUUGGACAAAUAUUGGACAUAGUUGCAUUAACAACCCUUAAAAUGAGAGGACAAGCUUUUGUUAUUUUUAAAGAUAUUAAUAGUGCAACGAAUGCUCUUCGUUCCAUGCAAGGUUUUCCUUUUUACGAUAAACCAAUGAGAAUACAAUAUGCCAAAACAGACUCUGACAUAAUUGCCAAAAUGAAAGGCACCUUUGUUGAAAGACCUGCAAAACCUAAAACAAAAGAAGACGCUGUUGACGUUAAGAAACAGAAAAAGAAGGCUGCAAAAGAACAAGCUAGACAGGCUCAGCAAGCACAAGCAGGUCUUGCAUUAGGUGUUAUGGCGCCUGGAGCAAUGGUUCCUGGAAUGGUAACUCACGCACAACCGGUACCAAUACCAGAACAACCACCUAAUCAGAUUUUGUUCUUGACAAACUUGCCAGAAGAAACAAAUGAAAUGAUGUUAUCCAUGUUGUUUAACCAGUUUCCCGGUUUCAAAGAAGUUCGUCUGGUGCCUGGUCGUCACGACAUCGCAUUUGUCGAAUUUGAAAAUGAAGUUUUGUCUGCUGCCGCCAAAGAUGCCCUUCAGGGUUUUAAAAUAACUCCUACUCAUGCUAUGAAAAUUUCUUUUGCAAAGAAAUAAUUUUGAUAUGAAGCGAAUUCAAUUAUUUUGUCUCUUAGCUUUAAGUCUUUUUUUAUAACGUGUGACAUUUUUCAAUAAAAUUAACUAAAUUGAAAUGUAUGUAAAUAAUUUAAAACUGUAAAAUCCAAUCACAUAGUCAUACAAAAUAUUUCAAUAUUUAUCUUCGGAACACGGAAGCCAUUAUUUCCAGUAAGAGCCGAAUUUUAAAACCAUUACUAUGCAGUUGCGUUUUGAUUUUUCUUGUUAGUGUUACUAUUAAUAAAAUGAUUAAAAUGAUCAAAGUUAAUAUAAGUUUAUUUGGAACGACAAAAGCAGUAUUUAAAACAGGUAGUUUAAGAUUUGUCGUUAAGAAUUGGUACUGUAGUCUGAAGAAAGUGACAGUUUUUAGAGUAAAAAUUGAAAGUAAUUUUAUGUGUUUUCAGUAGUAGAGCAAUGCAAUACAAUACCAAUGGAUAUUUGAAUGGAUUAAUGAUGAUAAUGCGGAUACAUAUUUGAUCAAGAUUGGCAGAUAGCAGCACUUUAAGGAACUACACCUAUACCGUACUACAUAAAUUAAACUGAUACUAAAUCAAAGAAAUUUUAAUUCCAAACAAUUCUUUGUUAUACUUUAAAUUUUACCAUUUAUUCGAUCAAAACAAAUUUACAUACUAAUAAGAUGGAUGCCAUUGUUUAUGCGUAAAGAAUUAAAUCUUGUCUGAAUAUCUGAUAUACAUUUUUCAGAAUUGAAUCUAUAUUUUGAUUUUACAAUCGCCAAUAAUGUAAACGAAGAAUGAUGUAAGAAUGAUCCCCUUUUUUUUUUAUGGUUUCUUCGGCAUCAUUUUUACUUUACCCGCCAUCAUACAGUAUAUAAUAGAGGGAAAGUAUAGCGAUCGGCCAAAAAAAUGGCCCCCAAGAUUUUUACAUUUUUGGACUCUGUGACCUUGAAAUGUCGUGAAAUGCAAUUUCGAUUUUGUCCACCCAAUUUGAAGCUUAAUAAAUCCUGUUCUUUUUAUCGAAAAA
This is a messenger RNA of Centruroides sculpturatus (bark scorpion), 1794 nucleotides long. RefSeq names its product U1 small nuclear ribonucleoprotein A-like (gene snf). The transcript is spliced from 6 exons. Gene Ontology annotation, molecular function: U1 snRNA binding. The record is from RefSeq and is a predicted model, not a curated record. Lineage: Eukaryota; Metazoa; Arthropoda; Arachnida; Scorpiones; Buthidae. The coding region runs from base 73 to 795 and encodes 240 amino acids. Gene Ontology annotation, cellular component: U1 snRNP. Gene Ontology annotation, biological process: mRNA splicing, via spliceosome.